Molecule: messenger RNA, 7501 nt
Organism: Dreissena polymorpha
Lineage: Eukaryota; Metazoa; Mollusca; Bivalvia; Myida; Dreissenidae
Product: tyrosine-protein kinase JAK2-like
Exons: 27
Coding region: 296-5005 (1569 amino acids)
Biological process (GO): cell surface receptor signaling pathway via JAK-STAT; cell differentiation; cytokine-mediated signaling pathway
Cellular component (GO): cytosol
Molecular function (GO): non-membrane spanning protein tyrosine kinase activity; ATP binding; cytokine receptor binding
Source: RefSeq, a predicted model, not a curated record
GGCUCUUGUGACGACAACAACAACAACAACACGUAUUUAAUUUCAAUAAAUCAUUAAAUUAGAUCUAUGAUCGUGGGAUAAUAUGUAAAUUUGAAGCAGAUGUAUGCGAUUGUGUUUACACGUAUAACAAGUUUUUACAAGCUAAAGAAAUAGAAUAUUACCACAUCAUGUUACAGUUAAUAUGAAGAAAACAGAUCAAUGGAUAUUAGCUAACUGAAUACACAAUUGAAACAUUAAAGGUGACUCUUAAGAAUCGAGAUUCUAGAGGGUUUGUGAGCCUAUAAAUUGGUCAAUCAUGUUGCGGAGACGAAAAGAUAAGAAGAACUAUGAUCCCAUGGAUAGCGGCUCCCAGUCAGGUUCCUCAUUUACCAGGAUGAGUUUUCAAGUGAGUGUGUAUGGGCCUGAUAGGGAAUGCAUGAAGAUUGAUGUCAAUCCAUCUGACACAUAUGAAGAAGUAUGCGAAGCAGUUGCGGAAAGGUUAGAAAUCCCACCUGCUAUGUUUCACUGCUGUGGGCUUUGUGUCUUGGAUGUGGAACAGAAACGAUUCCUUUGGUUGCCUCCAACAAAAAAUGUCAUUCAUUCACGCAACGAUGUGUAUUUUCGAAUUAGAUUCCUUCCACAUGAAGAUAACAUUGAUGUUUUGGAAAGAAAAUAUUCACCAUGCUUUCAGUAUUUGUUCUACCAGCUAAAAUGGGAUUUUUUGCAUGAAUGUUUAAGUUACUACACAGACCCCGACAAAGCUAGUGAAGCCAGAGGGGCAGGUACUUUUUUGUUGGCGAUGAGUGUCAGAAUCUCGGCAAAGGAAAACAAUCAAGAAGAAAACUGCAAAGAGUUCUUAGAACAAAAUGAUCUUAAAAUGUUUUUACCUAAAUGUGUUCUGAAAAGUUUUGUUGAUAGAAUGAUGGUAAAGUCUCCCCUCAUAGAAAAGGCAAAUGAGUUGCUAAAAGACAAACACCCUGCAGAUUUGUUUAAGAAGUAUUUUGUUAAAGGUAUUUUGUCAAAAAGUAUCAAUUACUACAGCAUAGAAGAAUACAGAUGCUGGAAUGUUGAAUACAAGGAAACGAAAGAAAGUGACACCUCUGGAAAAACGCAAACACUGUUUGUUCCCCAGCUUCAAAACUCAGACAAAGAAGAUGUUCUACUUAAAACAGAGAUAAAAGGAAUUUAUUCACAGAUUUCUUCAGAGAGUUUAAGUAAUUCAGGGACAAUGAAGAAUUCGUGCAAAAUUGAGUCCAUUCAUAAAGUCGAGAAUGAAGUAUUUUACCAGGAUGGCAAAGAAUGGCAUAAAGUCAGAAUUUUAGCCCAGGGCUUUUCACAGGAAGUAUGCUUUAAAGACAAGAUGGAGAUGUAUUCAUUCCUGACAGCUGUUGAGAAGUGCUACUGUCUAUUUGUUGACUUCUAUGGAAGUAGAUGUCAUGAUGUACGCUCACCAACAACUUCUGCGUUACACCAACUUAGAGUGCAUGGACCUGUUUCACAAGAUUUUUUGAAGAAGAAACUGGAGAAUUAUCUAGAUUGUGGGCAGAUGUAUGCAAUGAGGAUGAGCUUGGACAAGUACGGUUGCUAUGAUGUGUUUUACCUGAAAAAUCAAGGGGAUAAGCUGUAUGUUUGCUCAUCUGGCAAGGUUGUUCAGAAUAUAGAUGGCUACACGAUCAAAGACUCCAAUAUUGCAGCUGUGGCUGAUUUAAAAACAUUACUAAUGCAGUAUGUCAGCUCUCUUAAAUCUAUUCCAAACAAAUGCACACGGAUUAAACCAGAACAGUUUGAAGGGUGUGACGAGAUAAAGAAAUAUCUGUUGGACAAGGUGCAGCUUCAGAGCAGUGAGGCUAUUGAAGAUGAUGAGCAGGCUCGUAGGCGACUAGAGAAUGCCCCCAAAGUGUACAUGAAGAGCCAGGUUGUUCAUUCAGACGAGAUAGGGCUCGGCUAUUUUACUGAGGUGAAUAGAGCUUUACUGAAUGAAGAUCAGCAGGUGAUCGUAAAGAGGUUAAAACAUCACCCAGCCAUAAAACAGAAUCAUCAGGAGUUGCAAGAAGCACUGAUGGAAAGUGUGAGCAAGCUAAUGGAAUGGGACUCAGCCAAGUUUUUUGUGGGUGUUCAUGGUAUUUGCCUUAUGCCAGAGCCCAGCAUCCUGAUGAGUGGAACCAGCUUCUGCAGUCUGAAGCAGUUCCUCUUGUCAGAAAGAACUGACAACACUCAACUGAAGCUAGAGCAUUUGAUGCAGGUCCCUGUAUUCCUUUUGGACGCACUCCUUUACAUGGAGGAGAAGAAUUGUUACCAUGGUAACAUCAACUGCGAUAACCUUGUUGUGGAGAGAUUUGAUUUGGUACUGAAGCUCGCUGACCCUGGAAUGGUUGCCAUUAGAAACAAGCUGCCAUUAGAUCAUGUCCUAAAUGUGGAAAGAUUACCAUGGCUGGCCCCAGAGCGAAUGCAGAACCUGUCCCAUGUCACAGUGAAAUCUGAGGUCUGGGCCAUUGGUACAACGCUGUGGCAGAUGUUUUCUGGUGCAAGGAACCCCUGUGCGGAAGUUCAGGAGAAGCUGAGCAAGACAGGGUCUACUGCUUUGUCCGAUACUGAGGUGGUCCAGUUUUUUCAAGACACCAAGGGUUUUAGUUGCCCCAAGUAUUUGAAGCCAGAGCCAAGUGAUCCGAAACAGGUUCUGCUAUUGAAGGACAAGUUUUACCAGGCCAUACUUCCUUGCUGGACGAUAGAUAGUGAGGACAGACCUAACACUACCAUGCUGCUGAGGACCUUUAUUGAAAUCUGUCAGAGCUAUGGUCCAAGUUACCACACAUACAGCAGCCUGGACUACUCAGGAUUCAGUGUUGAACAUAGGCCACAGUCUGUGAGCAGUGGAGGCUUGAAGAGCCUGUACAGCAUUACACGGGACAUGCAGAGGGAGACAAAGGAUGUACCAGACAUUUCUGCUCUUACUGGCGAUGCAUCUAAAGGUCACUUGUUGCCGCAGAAUUCCCGAUCUCUGGCAGCAAGCCCUCCGAUCGAAGCAGCAGGGGAUAGGCCGGCCCCUAAUAACCCUGUCCCUGCAGCCCACCCAAAGAACCCAUCAGGGGACAGGGUCUUCAGGAACCAAAGGUCACAUAACCUUGGAACCGUGCCUGCGGUUCCAAGCCAACGGCACAAAAUUCAGCCCAAACACCUGCUUGUAGAUAAAAAUAAAAAACUGGGUCAAGGCUAUUAUGGAGCAGUAUACAAAGCACAAUUGACCAAAGAAAACAAUAUAAUAAUAGAUGUUGUAGCCAAAUUCUUAAAGUCUGAUAACCCUAAUGACGAUGCUACGGCAGACUUUGAGAAGGAGGCAAAGUUCAUGGCACUGUUGGAGCACGACAACAUCGUCAAGUUUUAUGGCACCUGUUAUACUGAUAGUGGAUUAUGUCUUGUGAUGGACUAUCUCCCUAAGAAGUCUUUGAAGGAAUACUUGAGAUCAACAAGACAAGACAUACCAGAUUGCCAGCUCUUUCAGUUUGCAGUUGACAUCGCUUUCGGCAUGGAGUACCUGGAGUCUAAGAAAAUCAUGCACUGUGAUUUGGCUGCCAGAAAUGUGCUGCUCAACUCCGAAUUGCGUGCAAAGGUCUGUGAUUUUGGACUGUCUAGGAUGCUGGAGAAGGAUUACUAUAGAUUGCACGAUGACAAGACAAUACCGUUGUACUGGUCAGCGCCAGAAUGGAAUACAACUAAGAAUGUCUCUCAUAAGUCUGAUGUUUGGAGUUUUGGGGUUGUUCUGUGGGAAAUGUUCAGUAAUGGAAGUGAUCCCAAAAUGAAGUGUGAAAGUGCUAAGGAAUUUGUUCUCAAGAUAGCAAGUGGCGAGAGAUUGAAGAAACCUGAGGACUGCCCAGAUGACAUGUACAGUUUUAUGAAGGAGUGUUGGAAUGCAGAAAAAGAAAAGCGACCUUCUUUCACCCAGUGCAAAGAAAAGUUCAUACAGUCACUGAUGUCAGAGAGAUGUGCUCAUGACACUCACCGCAGUUUGCUUACAAGCCUUGCCACUGUAAGAGGUCCGCGCGGUGACAUUCUCACUAAUGGUGUAGGACAUGGGACAGCAGUUGCAAGGCUACCUGGGCAGACUGGAGGGUCUGUUACAGAAGUCAUCACCGACCUGUCCACCAGUGAUAAGACGACAAACACAAACAGAUACAGUCUUGUCCUUAGUGAGACUUCAUUGCAGAUAUUUUUGGACAAAAAUAUUGGCAAGGGUGCAUUUGGAGAUAUCUUGAUGGGAAGAUUUGAAAGCAGAGAUGUAGCUGUAAAGAAAUGCCGAAAUGCCAGUGAAUAUCAGAGAUUUGAGCGAGAGUUUGAAAUACUGUGCAAGCUCAAGCGUAAACAACAUCAUCCAAAUAUUGUAGAAUUCAUUGGCUUGUAUGACUUAAAAGACCCAACUAUAUGCUAUGUUUAUGUGAUGGAAUAUGCAGAAAAUAAAUCCCUGGUAAAGUUCUUGACGAGUCGGCCAGAACCAGUGAUGGUACAUCAGAAGCUCAAACUCCUCAAGGAUGCUGCUCAUGGAAUGCAGUUCAUCUUUGAGAACAACAUCAUACACUGUGAUCUGACAGCUGAAAACAUUCUAGUAAAAGCUGACCUAACUGCACUCAUAUCUGACUUUGGUUGGGCCAAGGAGCUGGAAACUGAUGUUGAAGACUUCACAUACAUGCGCUCGAACCCCAAGACGAAGAUUUUGUGGUCAGCCCCAGAGGUCUUGCAAUCCAAGUAUUCAAAGUUCACAGACAAUUGGAGUUACGGUGUUGUGUGCUGCGAGGUAUUCCUUGAUGGAAAGCAACCUGGGUUUGAUGACUCUGCAGCUGGGAACAAAGAUGAAGCUGAGAUCUACUGGCAGAAAAUCAAUCAAGGGCAGAGAUUUCCAUGCCCUGAAUUGUGUCCAAAGGAAAUCUAUGAUGAUGUCAUGUUGAGGUGCUGGGAAAAAGACUUCAUGAAGAGGAUUCAUUUCCAUGAUAUUGUUACCUACAUUGGAUCAUGGUUGGAAAAUCAUCCGUCCUAGGCAAGAGAUGAUAAAGCUCAAGAGAUUAUCUAACAUUCCAAAAUCCAUUUCUGAUUUUGGAGUACGUGUUUAGUUUUCAAAGUGUUUCAUGUUUUUUUGCCACAUAUUAUUUAAUCUUUGUUGUUGGAUUUUAACUUCCAAAGCCAGAAUGUGUCACAAAAUUAUUGUAUAAAAUAACAUGAAAUUAAUUAAAUGGGAACAUUUUUGCCACUAUUAAACAAGCAUAAAUUGUUGAAAAUCAAAUUAUGACAUUACCUUGUUUUGAUUUAAGACAUACAAACUGUAUUUUACAGCUGUAACUUUAAGUUUGUAAUACAUGGCUUAGUAGGAAUUGUCCAUAUCUUUUGACUGGUUUAAAUGAAAUAACUAGAAAUUAAGUUUUAAUUUAGAGUCCCAAAUUGCAUACCACCUUAAGUUUGUAAUGCUCCUGGCUCAAAUGAUCGGGGGUAUAUUGUAUUCGGCCUGUUUGUCAUUGUGUAAGUCUGUCCCAAAACUUUAACCUUGGUCAUAACUUUUGCAAUAUUGAAGAUAACAACUUGAUAUUCGACAUGCAUGUGUAUCUCAUGGAGCUGCACAUUUUGAGUGGUGAAAGGUCAUCCUUCAAGGGCAAAGGUCAAAUAUAUGGCUUCAAAGCGCAGUAGGGGGCAUUGUGUUUCACAAACACAGUUUUAAUUAUUUGAAUAGAGAUGAGUGUACAUGUUAUCUUGUUUGAAGUAACUUCAUGAAAUGAUUUAUUUAAUUAUUUAUCAAUUUAAAAAAACAGUACAUAAUUAUGUUAAUUAAGUUACCGAUACCGUGGUAUAUAUUAGUGUACAUAUGUUUGUUUCGCCUUAUGACUCAUUCUCUUGCCAUAUCAUUUAUUAAGUAUGAAAGAAACAGUAAUUCCCCUACCUUGGGCAGCGAUUUUGACUUCCCCAAGCACCCAUGAGCUAACUAUAUACCGGUAAUGUUUGAUAAUAGAAACAGUACACAUGAUGGUACUGGCAGCCGCACAAAUCUGUUUAUUUUGUCGUAUAUUUGUUGAAUACCACACAUUCAUGUUUUAUUUUUACACAUACGGAACUAAAAGCUCUGAGAAAUAAUCAAACUUGUUAUACCCCCUUAAACGAAGUUUAGGGGGGUAUAUAGGAGUGAACUUGUCUGUCGGUCUGUCUGUCGGUCCGUAUUAAGUGUCCACUCUCUAAUUCAAGUAGUUGUCUUCCAAUCUUCACCAAACUUGGUGAAAAGUUGUAUCUACAUGAUGUCUAGGCCAAGUUCAAACAUGGGCCUUGCCGGGUCAAAAACUAGGUCACGGGGUCACUUAGUGGGUUUUAAACAUUCAGCAUGUUGUCGGCUCUCUAAUUCAAGUAGUUUUCAUCCGAUCUUCACCAAACUUGGUCAGAAGUUGUAUCUAGAUGAUCUUAAGGCCAAGUUCAAACAUGGGCCGUGCCGGGUCAAAAACUAGGUCACAGGGUCACUUAGUGCGUUUUUAGCUUAUCUAUUUUUUUUUUUUAAAUUAUGAACUAUUGUCAUCACCUUGGCGUCGGCGUCCGGUUAAGUUUUGCUUUUAGGUCCACUUUUCUCAUAAAGUAUCAAUGCUAUUGCAUUCAAACUUGGUACUCUUACUUACUAUCAUGAGGGUACUGGGCAGGCAAAGUAAGAUAACUCUGGCUUGCAUUUUGACAGAAUUAUGUGCCCUUUUUAUACUUAGAAAAUUGAAAAUUUUGGUUAAGUUUUGUGUUUAGGUCCAUUUUAUUCCUUAAGUAUCAAAGCUAUUGCUUUCAUACUUGCAACACUUUCUAUCAUAAGGGGACUUUGCAGGCAAAGUUAUGUAACUCUGACUGGCAUUUUGACAGAAUUAUGUUCCCCUCUUAUACUUAGAAAAUUGAAAAUUUGGUUAAGUUUUGUGUUUAGGUCCACAUUUUUACUAAAGUAUCAAAGCUAUUGCUUUCAUACUUGCAACACUUACUAAUUAUCAUAAGGGGACCAUAAAGGCAAAGUUAUGUAACUCUGACUGACAUUUUGAUGGAAUUAUGGGCCCUUGAUACUUGAAAAUUUGGUUUAGUUUUGUGUUUUGGUCCACUUUACCCCUAAAGUAUCAUAGAUAUUGCUUUCGUACUUGGAACACUCGCAAACUAUCAUAAGGGGACAGUAAAGGACAAGUUGCAUAACUUUGGUUGUCAUUUUUACGGAAUUAUGGCCCUUUUUUGACUCAGUAACUUUGAAUAUAUGGUUACAUUUUGUGUUUAGAUACACUUUACUUCUAAAGUAUCAAGGCGAUUGCUUUUAGACUUCAAAUACUUUCAUGCUAUCAUGAGGGUACUGUACCUGGCAAGUUGAAUUUUACCUUGACCUUUGAAUGACCUUGACUCUCAAGGUCAAAUUAUUAAAUUUUGCUUAAAUUGCCAUAACUUCUUUAUUUAUGAUAAGAUUCGAUUGAUACUUUGACUAAACAAUUCUUACCUGACAUACCACAAUAGACUCCCCCCAAACCAUCCCCCACGCCCCCCCCCCCCC